AUGAUUAGUCAAACAAUUUCAAAAAUUCUGAAUACGAACAAUUUAAAUCUUGCUGAAAGUGCAGUUUAAUUAGAAAAAGCAGGUCAUUCAAUUUUUAAUAUCUUGUAGGCAUUCAAAACGUCUUUAAUUAUUUAUCUAAGUCAGAUAUCACAAAAAUAGUGUUCCCUGAGUAAGUAAUAAAGCUAUUAUGUGUAUUUCACUUCAUGAUACAAAAAAAUACCCUCGAUGUGCAAGUAUUUUAGGAAUGUAAUAUCUUUUGGAUCACAAAUGUCUUGAAUAAUAGUUUUAUAAUGGAAAGGUUAUCAACAGAAAUGAGUUCUUCUAGUACUUUUGCAAGAAGUAGUUAAUUCUCCUCCUUGAGAUCAUCUCAAUAACAGACAGAUAUGAAUCAUCCUCACUUUCAAACGGAGUCAAAGUAAUAAAGACUCCACUCCAAAAGAAUGGAUUGCUUUUAGAGCUACUCAGAGAAAUAAUAAACUGAGAGACACAUAAUAAGAGAACCUCUAUCCUAUUAAUCCAUGUUACAAUUAUACUACACAUAUUUGAAACGAGUAUGUCAUUAUUAGUAAAGUGGAAUUCCCAUAAUUGAAUUGUAUGUAAUUUAAAACAUCUGUUCGAUGGGCUUGCGUAUAAUUGAGGGAUAGAAGUGUCCAAAGUUGGAUUUCUGCUUUCAACUUAUACUGAAAGAUCUUGAGCAAUUCUAAAGUCAAUAGAUUGAUUAUUUGAAAGAAUUGAUAAUUGAUUUAAGAAGCCAGAAUAAUGAAUAGAUGUUUGACUUAUUUGAGAUCUACAAAUUGUUAUGUUUGAAUGGUAAGCAAAUCAAAUUUUUUGGAAUGUUGAAUAAACUAACUAUUAAUCAAUAAAAACUCAAGAACUUCAAAAAGGAAUGUAAAGAAUUUGUAAUAGAAUGUAAAUAACAUUUAAGAAAAGUAAAACUCCAGUAAAAUCAGGAUAGAUUGAGUGUGUCUGAAUUUAAAACAGAUAAUUUCUUUGAAUAUGAAAGAAAAUAAGUGUACAACAAUUAUUGA
Messenger RNA from Paramecium octaurelia, 1028 nucleotides. The record is from the annotation of a GenBank genome assembly. NCBI's taxonomy places the organism in Eukaryota, Ciliophora, Oligohymenophorea, Peniculida, Parameciidae.